Messenger RNA from Cicer arietinum (chickpea), 1558 nucleotides. RefSeq names its product putative Peroxidase 48. Gene Ontology annotation, biological process: response to oxidative stress; hydrogen peroxide catabolic process. Gene Ontology annotation, molecular function: heme binding; peroxidase activity. The record is from RefSeq and is a predicted model, not a curated record. Lineage: Eukaryota; Viridiplantae; Streptophyta; Magnoliopsida; Fabales; Fabaceae.
UAUGCAAACAAACUAAAUAACCAUAAUCAGUUAAAAAAAAACAUAAUAAUCACAAAAGCAUACUCAUGAUUAUAGUGAUUAGUGAGUGAGUGAGUGAGUUAAUAUAGCAACUAAACCAACUUCCAAUCCUAACAACUCCUUCUCGCUUGUUUCUUCAUCAUCAAGAAAAUGCAGAGCUUCUUCAAUGCUUGGAUAGUGCUUGCACUCGUUAUACUCCUUCCCGUACUUCUCUCUCUUAGAAACCCUCGUGGCGAACCACAAAGCACUUCUUCUUCUUCUUUCUCUGACACUUCCUUUGGUUCUGUCAAGUUAGCCAAUACUUUUCCCUUUGAAUUCAAUCAGAGGAUAAGAGAUGGUUCCAAUCUUGAAUAUGAUUUCUAUAGAGAUACAUGUCCACAAGCAGAAGACAUUGUUCGUUCUGCUGUUACUAAUAUCUACUUUGAUCAUAGAGAUCUUUCGCCUUCUCUUCUUCGUCUUUUCUUUCAUGAUUGUUUCAUUCAGGGGUGUGAUGCUUCAUUGCUGUUGGAGGACAAUGGUGAUAGAAACAGUUCCUUUGAGAAGCAAGCUAUUCCAAAUCAGACAUUGAAAGGUUUUGACAAAAUUGACUUGAUUAAGGAGGAGGUGGAACAAGCAUGUCCCGGUGUUGUGUCUUGUGCUGACAUACUUGCUCUUGCAGCAAGAGAUUCUGUUCUUUUGGCUGGUGGACCUUUCUAUCCAGUUUUAACAGGCAGACGAGAUAGCCAUCAAUCGUUUUUCGUGGAUGCAACUGAUCAAAUUCCAAGACCUGAUGAUAACAUUACGCGCACACUUCACCUUUUCAAUCUUAGAGGAUUUAAUACAAGAGAAACAGUCAGUCUUCUUGGAGGACACAACAUUGGCAGAAUUGGUUGUGAUUUCAUUCAGCAAAGGCUAUACAACUUUCAAGGAACAGGGCAACCAGACCCGAGUAUACCUCUCGAUUUCCUUAGUCAGAUGAGGCAAAACUGUCCAGACGACAUCAAGAACAUCAGCAGCACCGACAAGUUUUCAACGUUUGUGAUUUCGAAGCCGAAGCAUGUUCACUUUAACAACAAAGGGAUGUCGUACAUGCAAGCAUUGUCGUCUGCAGUGUCAUCUGGAGCGGCAUUCGACACUCACUACUACCAAAGCUUGUUGAGAGGAAGAGGGCUACUGUUUGCUGAUCAACAACUGAUGGCUGAGGAGAAGACUGCUAGAUUGGUUUCGGCUUACGCUUCGGAUGAUGGAUCGACUUUUCGGAUGGAUUUCGCAAGGGUUAUGUUGAAGUUGUCCAAUCUUGAUGUUUUGACUGGAACUCAAGGUCAGGUUCGUCUGAAUUGUUCGCAACUUAUAGGUUCUUAACCGAGUAGUUUCAUUCUUUAAGCAUUCUUUGUUGUACAAUUUGGUAUAUAGAAAGUUUGUUCUCUUUUAUGUAAAUGUCUCAUACACAUUUGAGUAUAGUUUUGGUUCUGUAAAGGGAAAAUUUGUUACAGAAUUUAUAGAUUUUGGUGGCACUAUGUUCAAUGUUUAGUCUAUGGCUACAAGGCUGCAAUAAAUAAAU